This is a messenger RNA of Patiria miniata (bat star), 1611 nucleotides long. RefSeq names its product putative Dol-P-Glc:Glc(2)Man(9)GlcNAc(2)-PP-Dol alpha-1,2-glucosyltransferase. The record is from RefSeq and is a predicted model, not a curated record. Gene Ontology annotation, biological process: protein N-linked glycosylation; dolichol-linked oligosaccharide biosynthetic process. Gene Ontology annotation, cellular component: endoplasmic reticulum. Gene Ontology annotation, molecular function: dolichyl pyrophosphate Glc2Man9GlcNAc2 alpha-1,2-glucosyltransferase activity. NCBI's taxonomy places the organism in Eukaryota, Metazoa, Echinodermata, Asteroidea, Valvatida, Asterinidae.
UCAAUCCUAUCUGAAUUGAUCAUCUUUCAUCAACAGUGGGAUCCUAUGAUAACCACCCUACCUGGCCUGUACCUAGCCUCAGUCGGUCUGCUCAGACCCAUCACUGAGCUGAUGCAAGUUGACAUGUCUGAGAUGUGUACUACUGUCAUUCUGCGAUCCACUAACAUCCUGUUUGCAGUGGGCAACUUGUAUUUGCUGUAUGCACUGAUCAUGAGAAUCAACAGACAUGACAAGGCAUCCCAUGGUUUCAAGCCACUUCUGACUGCAGCUUCCUUGGCCCAUCUGCCUGUGCUGUACUUCUUCACCUUUCUUUACUACACGGAUCCGGGUUCCACCUUCUUCAUCCUCAUUAUGUACCUAUUCAGUCUCCAUGGCAACCAUAUCAUGGCUGGUUUGAUGGGGGCACUCUGCAUUGUCUUCCGUCAGUCCAACAUUGUCUGGGUGGUCUUCACUGCGGGAGUGACGUUCACGAGAGAGGUGGAGGGUGAGAGAGGCAGGAAGCAGAGUCCGGAUGCCGUCAACGACUUUGGAGCCAUCCUCACCUCGAUCAAGAAGGCGUUGCUAUAUCUCCUCAAGAUCUCCCAUCUGGGGCGUUUGAUACUCCUCCUCUGGCCAUAUGGCCUUGUGGCGGUGGCCUUUCUGGUAUUUCUGUACCUCAAUAAGGGAAUCGUGGUAGGGGACAAAAGUCACCAUGAGCCUUGCCUCAACCUACCCCAGCUCGUCUACUUCCUGAUGUUCUCAGCUUUCUUUGCUGCACCAUAUCUGGUCCCUUACUCCGCGGUCAGAUUCCUCAAGGCCUGCCUGAAACGCCCACUGACUUACAUAACCCUGACUUGCCUGGGAUUGCUUGCCGUCCACUACCUGACUUAUGUUCACCUGUAUGUCUUGUCAGACAACCGGCACUACGUGUUCAGCAUCUGGCGUCUGUACCAGCGUGACCACCUUAUCAAGUACUGCCUUGUACCCGUUGCAGUCUACAUUGACUGGUGCAUGCAGGACAACCUCCCAUCCUGCAGCAACCUGUGGCGCCUUGUCUACUUCACCUGCCUAGCUGCAGUCACCGUACCGCAGAAACUUCUAGAGCUGCGGUAUUUCAUUGUUCCCUACCUACUCUUCAGAGCCCAGAUGCCCUUGCAGCCCUACUGGAAGAUAUGCCUUGAGCUGCUCAUUGGUGCGGCAGUGAAUAUCGUCACCCUGUAUCUCUUUCUGGAGAAACCCUUUGUCUGGGAGGGUACCCCAGGUUUGCAGAGGUACAUGUGGUGAUGCGUUGUGGAUUUUAAGUACACGUACAUGUAUCUACUUGAUUAACAAUGCCGUACAUGUAUGCAUAUUAAUAUUGUGCUCGUAAUUACACUUAAAAGUGUUAUCAAGUUAUAUGGUUUAGUGGAAAUUGUCUCGUACAUGUAUGUGGUUAACCAAAUGUAAUAAAAUGUUAAGACAAAACCCAGUUGUCUAUUUAAGAAGGUUUAGUAAUCUGGAGUCUUGUCACUUUCAGUGCAUUUUGUCUGUGCUAAAGACAAAAAUUGAAUUGAAUAAUCUAGAAUUUGAAAUGUACUUAUACAAUGUGCUAUAAAUUUGAAUUAAAGAUGCAUAUUAAUAGACAGAAAGAAA